AAGCCGGCCCAGUGAGAUAAGAGAAGACCAUAUAAAAAUUAAAAACAAAAGGACGCCGGCGACUUCCGCAAAACCCAGCCGCCGUUCCUCCCUUCUCUCUCAUUCUCUCGCCGCCCGACCACCUCUCUGCCUCCCUGCUUCGUCUCACCCUCCAUCACCUAAGGCCGCCACCGAAAUAGCCGAUCGUCGCUCCGACCGCCUCCGCCUUGGUAGAAAUCGCAAGAACUUCUUUUAUUUACAAAUGAAGUUGUUGCACUUGUAUACUCUGCAACAUCCUGCACUUUUCCCUCUUAUUUUGAUUUUCGACUUCUCUUUCUUGCAGUGAAAUCGUUUUAUUCCCGCCCGCCCUCAAUGUUUACCGCCGGAGGAACAGCUGCGGCAGCCUUCUCGCGCUCUAGGAGGUUCUUCAGUACCAGCAAAUUCCAUGAUGCAUUUGGGAGUGCGAUUGCCGAGAUGAAUAAGGAAAUGGAAGUGGUCUUUGGUGAAGUACCCCCUAGUGGAUUAGCUGGUUCAGUUAGCACCAAUCCUCUUGUUGAAGAGCAGCAGCCUCAGUUGAAAUCCCAAGAGCUUCCCCUUUCUUUUACUGACAGCAAUACAGCGCAAGAGCUAUCCCGUCACAAGUUCUCUCAUAUACCCGAUGGUGGAGACAACAAUCUGAGUGGUUUGACCCAUGUCGGCAGUAGAGGAGAAGCUCAAAUGGUGGAUGUAUCUGCAAAGGACUCAACUAAGAGAGUAGCUAUUGCCAGUUGCAAGGUGGUUUUGGGGGAGAAGGUGUUUGAUAUGGUCUCGGCCAACCAAAUGGCUAAAGGAGAUGUCCUUACUGUGGCCAAGAUAGCUGGCAUUAAUGGAGCAAAGCAAACGAGUACGCUCAUCCCGCUUUGCCAUAACAUUGCAUUGAGUCACCUCCGUGUCGAUCUCGUGCUGAACCCUGAAGAUCACAGUGUGGAGAUCAAAGGGGAGGCUGCAACGACGGGGAAAACUGGUGUGGAAAUGGAAGCAUUAACUGCUGUGGCUACUGCUGGUCUAACUGUGUAUGAUAUGUGCAAGGCUGCUUCUAAAGAUAUCCGGAUAACGGACGUGCAGCUUGAGGGCAAGACCGGUGGGAAAAGUGGAGAUUGGUCCAGGGGAAAAGUGUAAGGUUUAUGAUAUGCUAGUAGCUUCUGACCAUUAUUAGUGUGGUGCCUUUUGAGAAGGUUUUGGGGGAAGUCAUUCAAACAUCUGUUUGUCAUUUCCGGAGUGAUAAUAGAAGAGGGUGAUCAUUGUAGGUGAAAUAGCUUGUAUCAGUAAGAGGGUGGUGAAAAUCAGGUGCAGAUGUACCA
This is a messenger RNA of Linum trigynum, 1319 nucleotides long. The record is from the annotation of a GenBank genome assembly. Lineage: Eukaryota; Viridiplantae; Streptophyta; Magnoliopsida; Malpighiales; Linaceae.